Messenger RNA from Sesamum indicum (sesame), 1669 nucleotides. RefSeq names its product serine/threonine-protein phosphatase PP2A catalytic subunit. Lineage: Eukaryota; Viridiplantae; Streptophyta; Magnoliopsida; Lamiales; Pedaliaceae. The record is from RefSeq and is a predicted model, not a curated record. Gene Ontology annotation, molecular function: protein serine/threonine phosphatase activity.
UCAUUUCAUUAUUGGGAAGACAAGGAGUGCCAAGAAAAUAAUCCCAACACCACAGUUUCAUUUGCAUUUCGUUUGGAGUUCAUUUGGGUUUCAUUUCGCGUUUCCGCACCAUUUCAUCUGAGUUCGUCACGCACACCGCACCAAACAAACUACAUACAGACACACUCGCACAUAUAGAUCUCUCUCAAAUGUAUUUGUAUGUGUAUGUGUAUAUAGGGUACUCAAUGAAUAUGUGAAGAAAAUUUUCAGUAAUUUAUCAAGAUUGAUUCUCGUCGAAUGAUUACGGAUCUCAGUGGAAGAAAUCAUGACCAGAAAAUCCUUAUGGAAUUUUCCUAGGUAUCUCCGAAAUCUAGAUCUCAGUUGAUCCGGCGGCCAAAUCAAUCAAAUUUCAGAUCGGAAGUUUAAGCGGCUGAAAGGGUGAGGAGUUUGUUUUUUGAGAAAUACUUGAGAAAAUGCCGGUGCAGGCGGAUUUAGAUAGGCAAAUAGAGCACUUGAUGGAAUGCAAGCCGCUAUCGGAGGCGGAGGUAAAGACUUUGUGCGAUCAAGCGCGAGCGGUUCUAGUGGAGGAAUGGAAUGUGCAGCCCGUGAAAUGCCCCGUCACUGUGUGCGGAGAUAUUCAUGGACAGUUUUACGAUCUGAUCGAGCUUUUCCGGAUAGGCGGCAAAGCUCCUGAUACCAAUUAUCUUUUUAUGGGAGACUACGUCGACCGUGGUUACUACUCGGUGGAAACAGUCACACUCUUGGUGGCUCUGAAAGUUCGUUAUCGAGAUAGAAUCACAAUCCUUAGAGGAAAUCAUGAAAGUCGGCAAAUCACUCAAGUUUAUGGGUUCUAUGAUGAAUGCUUGAGGAAGUAUGGAAAUGCCAACGUAUGGAAGUAUUUCACUGAUCUUUUUGAUUAUUUGCCCUUGACAGCACUUAUUGAGAGUCAGGUCUUCUGUCUGCAUGGGGGUCUUUCACCUUCGCUUGACACCUUAGAUAAUAUUCGAGCUUUGGACCGCAUUCAGGAGGUUCCACAUGAAGGACCAAUGUGUGAUCUUUUGUGGUCUGAUCCGGAUGAUCGAUGUGGAUGGGGCAUAUCCCCACGUGGGGCUGGCUACACCUUCGGACAAGAUAUAGCUGCUCAGUUCAACCACACAAAUGGCCUUACUCUAAUUUCAAGAGCUCAUCAACUUGUCAUGGAGGGUUACAAUUGGUGUCAGGACAAGAAUGUCGUGACAGUUUUUAGCGCCCCAAACUAUUGCUACCGCUGCGGGAACAUGGCUGCAAUACUCGAAAUUGGGGAGAACAUGGAGCAGAAUUUCCUUCAAUUUGACCCAGCUCCUCGUCAGAUUGAGCCCGACACAACUCGCAAGACUCCAGAUUAUUUUUUGUAAACUCAACAACUUGGGCAUGCUUGCACUCUAGACGUGUCAUAAGGAAUGAGUACUUUUAUUUGAGGACUAUUGCCCAGAUCAUUCAAUUUUUUUCAAGUUUUGGAGAUCGCUCUGCUCCUGAAUUCAGUUAUGUAUGUGCUCAGGAUACUUGCUGGAGAAAUGAGCGAAGGGAGGGAGUGGUCUUUUGUAUAUUUUCCAAAGCAGAAAGCAACCAUGACAUUUAUAUUUUGCUCUGUAAUUUACAAGGUUCUUGUAGGAUCAAGUUUUCAGUAUCCCAAUCAGUUUUCCCCUUUUAA